UCACCGGAGACCGUCCAGUGAGAGAGGAAUUCUUUGGAUUUGUGAAUCCUACGGGAAGCAAUUCUCAGUUAUUCCCAGUAAUGAGGGGAGAGAGUUGACAUGAAACCCCCUCCCCCAAAGGGGAGUCACAGUCAACCAUGUAAGACACCAAUUUGUUGUCUUUAUGAACAUUUCCAUUAAGCUUCCGGCAGGACUGUGUAUAGUUAAAGUACCCAGGAAGAAAUAUGCACGUGUGGCAAUCGCUUUCGAAACGGUGCCUUUUAGCUCAAAGACCGAGUCUCGGGCCUCUGCCCCUGAUGGAGUCAAAUUUGAAUAACCACUUCCCUUUUCAUUUGUCGCCGCUCCAGAGGAAAGGUUCACAAAAGAUCAAAUGGCCAAAAGGCAGGCAAAGGAAAAAGGAGGUGUGAGAAACCAGGAACCUUGAUAGUCAACCCCUGAAUGAUCAAGAGGAGAUACUCACUAGGGUAAUCAAUCAGCGGUAUAUAUUGAGUUCUUGUGUGCAGAGCACUGUACUGAAUGCUUGGGAGGGGACAGUACAACAGAGUUAGUAGAGACAUUCCUUGCCCACAACGAGCUUAUGGUCUAACUACUACUUUCAUUUCAAAAGCCACGUCGAUGGGCGAUCUUUUUAUUAGUAUCCAAGACCACAGUGACACGCAGAUCACGCCCCCAAACAUCACCAUUCUGCUACGCAACGGUCAUUGGAUUAUUUGGUUCUAGGCCCAGCCGACUCUCUAUCAUCGGCACUGUAGACCGGAGCUGGCAAAGCCCUAUUUAUCUCCUCCCCCUCGGCUGGAAAGUCUUGUGGAUCUACUUCACUCAUAAACCCCGAGAGCUAAAGGCGGUGAGCGGCCCACAGUGAAUUCCAGCCAAAGCCCUCGGUGACGGUCAUCCAAUUUCAUCCGAGCCGGUGACUCUUCGGGAUCCCCUGAGAACUCCGUACGAAGCGGCCUUCCCCCCACGUCUUUUCCUCGGGCCUUCCGUCGGAUGGUCUUUCCUGCUCGCCCCCCAGGGCCCUGGAUGAUUGACUGAGCCGGCGAUGGACCCCGGCAGCGUAAACCAGGUUGACCGAGCCAUCAUCAGAAUCGCCGCCCACUUGCCAGAUCUCAUUGUCUACGGAGAGUUCGCCCCUCAGUUUCCCUCGCUGGAAUACUUUGACGGCGUCCUCAUGUUUGUGGAUAUCUCAGGUUUCACCGCGAUGACGGAGAAGUUCAGCACAGCCAUGUACAUGGACCGUGGAGCUGAGCAGCUGGUCGAAGUCCUCAACCGCUACAUCAGCGCCAUAGUCGAGAAGGUGCUGAUUUAUGGAGGGGACAUCUUAAAGUUUGCAGGGGACGCCUUGCUAGCCCUGUGGAAAGUGGAAAGGCGGCUUCUGAAAAAUAUCAUAACCGUGGUGAUUAAAUGUAGCUUGGAAAUCCACGGGAUAUUUGAAAUCCAAGACUCUGAGGAAGGCCUGGAUCUCCGAGUGAAGAUUGGGCUGUCGGCCGGCCACAUCACCAAGGUGGUGUUCGGGGACGAGCUAAGGAGACACUUCCUGGUGAUCGGGCAGGCCGUCGAGGACGUGCGCUUCGCCCAGGGCCUGGCCCAGAUGAACGAGGUCAUCCUGUCCCCAAACUGCUGGCAGCUGUGCGACCGCAACAUGAUCGAGAUCGAGCGCAUCCCGGACCAGAGAGCCGUCAAGGUCAGCUUCCUCAAGCCUCCCCCGAUGUUUAAUUUUGAUGAAUUUUUCACAAAAUGCAUGACCUACAUGGAUUUCUACCCCACCAGGGAAAAUCAAAACCUGCUGCGACUUGCCUGUACUCUGGAGUCCAACGCCGAGCUGGAGAAUUUCCUUCAAAAAUACAUCAUGGAAAACAUUCUGAAACAGAUUGACGACAAGCAGCUGCGGGGCUAUUUGUCCGAGCUGCGGCCGGUGACGAUCGUGUUCGUGAACCUGCAGUUUGCGGAGCAUGGGAAGAUCGAAGACGUGGGCCAGGCCAUCCAAGACGCCAGCAUUCACAUCUCUGCCGUGCUGAGGACCUUCAGAGGCCAGAUCAACAAAGUCUUUAUGUUUGACAAAGGUUGCUCCUUUCUCUGUGUCUUCGGUUUCCCUGGGGAGAAGGCGCCCGACGAGAUUACCCACGCCUUGGAGAGUGCCAUAGAAAUAUUCGACUACUGUUCUCAGAUUUUCAAAAUUAGGGUGGUGUCCAUCGGGGUCGCCAGCGGGACGGUGUUCUGUGGGAUCGUCGGCCAUUCUGUGCGGCACGAGUACACGGUUAUCGGGCAGAAGGUCAACAUCGCGGCCCGCAUGAUGAUGAACUACCCGGGGAUCGUGUCGUGCGACUCGGUGACCUAUAACAAUUGUAGCCUGCCCUCCUACUUCUUCAAGGAGCUGCCCAAACAGGAGAUGAAGGGGGUGGUCGACCCAGGACCCGUCUACCACUGCCUGGGCCUCAACGAGAAAAUCAUGUUUGGCAUGGCGUGUCUCACCCGGAACCACCAAGAGGAAUACCCCCUGUUGGGGCGGGAUAAGGAGAUCCAGUUCUUCGUAUCCAUCCUGAAUGACUUUGUGGUCUCCAGCUGCAGCCGGGUCCUGAUGUUUGAGGGCUCUGCCGGUUACGGGAAGAGCCAGCUGAUCGUGGAACUGGACUUUCUGGCCAAGAGCCAGAGCCACAGGGUCAUCUCUCUGGGGCUCACCAAGAUCAGCAUCCAUCAAGCCUUCUACACCAUCCAGCUACUGAUGGCCAGCUUGCUGGGGCUCGACGCCUGCAAGCAUUAUAAAGAGAGACAGACGAAUCUCCAGGUCAAAGUCGGGAACCUGAUCGACGAAAAGGUCUACUGCCUCCUCAAUGACAUUUUCCACGUUCAGUUUCCCAUGUCCCGCGAGGCUUCGAGGAUGAGCCACCAGGAGAAGCAGAAGGAGAUCGAAGCGUUGUUCACGCACGUCCUGGAGCGGGAAGCUAAACAGGAGAAAAUCAUUUUCAUCAUCGACGAAGCCCAGUUCAUCGACGAGACGUCCUGGAACUUCAUGGAGAGGGUGCUGCAGAGAAUCCCCAUCUUCUUUAUCCUGUCCCUGUCGCCGUUCUUCGACGUACCCUGCGACGCCGCCCAGGCCAUCAUGAAGAGCCGGGACACCACCUACAUGGUCCUGGGGGAGAUGACCCCCGCGGACAUCCGGGCCAAGGUCUGCCUGGACCUCAACGUCGCCAGCAUCCCCAAAGAGCUGGAGAUGUAUCUGGUGGAAGGGAGCUGUGGGGUUCCAUUUUACUGCGAGGAGCUGUUGAAAAACCUCGACCGGCACAAGGUCCUUCUCUUCCGCACCUUGGUGAACGAGGACAUCAAGAUGAACGUGACCUGGGAUGUCCUGUUCAAAAAUUUCACCAAGCCCCAGCAGGUUUUGGGCAUAUUCUCUCUGCCCAGCGUCGACGAGGGCAUCGAGGUCUGUGACCUCACGAAGGGCGUCAGGCUGAAAAACAUGUCUCCCCCAUCGACGUUGAAAGAAAUCUCCCUGGUCCAGCUGGACAGCAUGAGCCUCUCCCACCAGAUGCUGGUGCGCUGCGCCGCCAUCAUCGGCCAGACCUUCAGCACGGAGCUCCUGUUUGAGGUCCUCCCUUGCUGGAACAUGAAGAUGAUGAUCAAAGCCCUGGCCAUCCUGGUGGAAUCUUCCAUCUUUUACUAUUUCCGCAACAGAAAAGAGUUCCGGGCGGUUAUGAAUCAACACUCUUCCACCUUCGAGGUGCAUUACCGUUCCAUAGCCCUGAAGCCCCCAGGAGGGCGGGCAGCCGGAGAAGAGGAGCAGAUCCGGGACCUGGAGAGCGAGGUGACCGAAUGCAGCGUCAUGUGCUUCUGCAAGCCGAUAAUGCAGAAGACGGCCUACGAGCUCUGGCUGAAGGACCAGAAGACGGCCCUGCACCUGAAAUGCGCCCGCUUCCUGGAGGAGGACGCCCACCAGUGCGAUCGCUGCGGCAACGGGGACUUCAUCCCCUUCCACCAUUACACCGUGGACAUCCGCCUCAACUCCUUGGACCUGGACACGGUCAAGAAGAUGAUUCACCUUCACGGAAUUCACAAGAGCAGACGCAGCUCCACGUCCCAACUGAAGACUCUGAAGAAAUCUGAGGUCUUUCUGGAAGAUCUCAGCGCCGAACAGAUAGGAGGAAAGGUCUUGGGUUUCUUUGACUUAAUUUUAGAAAAAAUCAAGACGCCCGAAGAAAACCUCAUCCCCAUAGAAGCCUGCCAAUGCCAUGAGAUUCUGGAGUCCGUCGUCCUGCCUCUCGCCUACCACUUCAUGGCUCUGGGCGAGGAGAGCAAGGCCUUGUAUUACUACCUGGAAGUCGCGGCCGCCUACAUCAACGUGUCCGACAACUACUUGGCCUACAUCUAUCUGAAUGAAGGAGAGAAGUUGAUCAAAUCGCUGAAGGAUAAAAAAAUCUACCACCGAUUCGAGACAGCCACUUUCUUCUGCCUGAAGGGCCAGGUCUGCUUCAACAUGGGCCAGAUGGUCCUGGCCAGGAAGAUGCUGAGAAAGGCCCUCAAGUUGCUGGAUCGGGUCUUCCCGUACAACUGCGUCUCGGUGUUCUUGCAGACCCACGUGGAGAAAACCCGGCAUUAUGCCUACCUCAACCAGCCCAACGAAGAGAGCCCCCCGCCCGGGAAGAAGAGGCUGGCCCAGCUGUACCAGCAGACCCGCUGCCUCUCCCUCCUGUGGCAGAUCUACAGCCUGGACUACACUUUCUACUGCAAGUACUUCGCCCACCUGGCCGCCAUGAUGCAGGUCAACUCGGCCCUGGAAUCCCAGGAUGACUUUCAGAUCAUCUCCGCCUUCCUGGACUACUCGCUGCACAGCCAGCUGGCCGGCUACCAGGGCAUCUGGUUCAAAUACGAGAUCAUGGCCAUCGAGCGGACCUUCCAGCUGCCGCUGAGGGGGAAGGGGGUGGAGAUCGUCGCCUUGGUCACGGACAAGCUGUCCUACAUCAAGCACCUGAUGGGCUACCUGGACCUGUCCAUCCAGCUAGGCUACCAGGCCCAGAGAAUGUGGGGGCUGCUCAAGAGGCCCGACAAGCACUAUUUGGUCCUCUGCAGACUGUCGAAGGCGCUCUUCUUGAAAAACAGGUACAAGAAUCUGAUCCAGGUGUUGAAAUGGCUGUGGGAGCUCUCCGUCAACGAGGACCACAUCAUCAGCAAGGCCUUCUUCUACUUCGUCUGCCUGGACCUCAUCCUGUACGGCGGCUUCGUCUACAGGCCCUUCGACGAGUGCCUGGGCUUCACCACCCAGAACGACGACAGCAAUAUCCUCAAAUUUCACAGCGGCAUCAUGAUGGGACUCUAUUCCGCUAUCGCGAUCUGGUAUGCCAGGCUGCAGGACUGGGAGAGCUUCGGGGAGUUCUUCAACCGAGCCAAGAAGCUGGUGACGAGGAGGACGGCGUCCGUGCUCUACUGCCAGGGCUUCUCCCGCUUCCUGGAGUGCCAGGUCCUCUUCCUGCAGAGGCAGAUCGAGGAGCAGGCGCCCAACGCCCAGGACAGCGGCGUCGAGCUCCUCAAGAACCUGGAGAGUUUGGUGUCUCGCUGCACUACCGGGCCCAUCUUCCACCCGCGCAUCUAUCACCUCAUGGCCUACGUGUGCGUCCUCAUGGGGGACGGGGAGAACUGCCAACUCUUCCUCACCACCGCCCUGCAGCUCUGCGAGGCCCACGGAAACCUCCUGGAGAAGUGUUGGCUGGACCUCAGCAAGAAGUGGUGGUACUCCGGCAAGGACCCCGGCGACGACCACUGGUUCCAGACGGUCUUGAACCUGCCGCUGUGGGACGAGGUGCUGACGGGCCGCAUCAACCUGGAGGAGAUCGAGCAGAACAAGUUCCUGAUGAAGAUCACGUCGGCCGACAACCCCUUCCGCAACUUCCGGCCGCGCCACAAGGCCACCUCCAGCUCCCUGGAGGACCAACGGUUCCGGCGGGAAAGGGUAGGGCACCGAGGAGUCACCGCCCGCGUCCCCGUCCUGGCCCGGAGCCCCUUCCCCUCAACCCACCGCCGCUGGGCGUUGCAAAUAAAGCCGGGAGGAGGUUCACCUCGACGAAGCUGACGACCUUGCCACCCUAAAGCUUCUCCCGCUUCCUCCGGCCUUCCGGCCCCGGGUUUGGCCCAGAGGACGGAGGGGGGACGUCUCUCGGGGUGUCCCUGGCGGCUUCUGACACGGCAAUAACGGCAGAAAUUGUGGAAUCGCUUACUCUGGGCCGGGCACUGUACCAAGUGCUGGGGUCGAGGGGAGCCAGUUGAGUUGGACCCAGUCCCUGU
Messenger RNA from Ornithorhynchus anatinus (platypus), 6270 nucleotides. It is a transcript of the gene ADCY10, whose product is annotated as adenylate cyclase 10. The record is from RefSeq and is a predicted model, not a curated record. Gene Ontology annotation, molecular function: adenylate cyclase activity; protein binding. Gene Ontology annotation, biological process: intracellular signal transduction; cyclic nucleotide biosynthetic process. The coding region runs from base 1040 to 6058 and encodes 1672 amino acids. Lineage: Eukaryota; Metazoa; Chordata; Mammalia; Monotremata; Ornithorhynchidae. Gene Ontology annotation, cellular component: cytoplasm. The transcript is spliced from 34 exons.